AUGGCGGUCUUUGACAUUGCAGACGAGAAACACUUGGAGGACCAUGUGGAGACUGUGUCAAACAUUGUCACGAUCGACAACAUCCGGGUCCUUGGGUUGAGUGCCGACGAUGCCGAGUUCUAUACCAACUUUCCUGUGGACAGGCGGAAGAAGCUUCUGCGCAAGGUCGAUAUCCGACUAGUUCCGAUGCUGGCGGUCCUCUACCUCAUCUCCCAUCUCGACCGUGCAAAUAUUGGAAAUGCGAAGAUCGAAGGACUUGUCAAAGACCUUGGACUGACCGGUAUCCAAUGGAAUAUUGUUCUGAGCAUCUUCUUCGUUCCAUAUGUGCUUCUUGAGGUUCCUAGCAAUAUGCUCCUGAAGAACUUCUCCAGACCGUCUAUUUAUCUUGGUAUCCUGAUCACCUGCUGGGGUAUUAUCAUGACCCUUACUGGAGUGGUCCAGAACUUUGCUGGCUUGAUGGUCACUCGUGUUCUCCUUGGUGUAUUCGAGGCCGGGUUCUUCCCUGGAGCAGUCUAUCUAUGCACGUUUUGGUACAUGCCCAAAGACCUUUCUACCCGUAUCGCUGUUUUUUACUGUGCCAGUGCGCUGUCCGGUGCUUUCUCUGGCCUCUUGGCAGCCGGUAUUGCGCAGAUGGACGGCGUGGGAGGCCAGGAAGGCUGGCGGUGGAUCUUCCUGCUCGAGGGAAUUGUCACUGUCAUCCUGGGCGUGAUGUGCUUCUUCCUUUUGAUCGACUCACCAAGACGAUCUGGGAGAUGGCUUGAUCCCGAGGAGAUUCGGUACUUGGAGCUGCAGCAUUUCAUCAAAGAGGGUGGCCACUUCAAGGACGAGAGGAAGAGAGCCUCGUGGAGCGAUAUCAAGGCCGUGCUGUUAAACUGGAGAAUGUAUAUGCUGGCGUACAUCCUGCUCUGCCAGUCCGCCUGCUCAUACGGAACCAAAUUCACCCUGCCCACCAUCACCAAAGGAAUGGGCUUCACAAACACCAACGCCCAACUCAUGACCGUCCCGCCAUACGUCGCAGGUGCUCUCUCCGCCAUCUUCUUCUCCAAACUCUCCGACCGCUUCUACUGGCGGAUGCCCUUCGUCGCCAUCCCUCUGACCCUGGUAACCGUCGCCUACUCAAUCAUCAUCUCCCUCCACGGCCAGCUAAGAGAGAACAUCGGCCCGGCCUUCUUCGCAGUUAUCCUCACCUGCAUGGGUAUCUACCCCAUCCACCCGGCGACCACGUCCUGGACAGCCAAUAACCUCGCAUCCUCCAGCAGCAGAGCCAUCGGUCUGGCAUUCAACAUCUGCAUUGGGAAUAUUGGCGGGAUCAUCGGCAGCUACAUGUAUAUCGAUAGUGAGAGUCCGAAGUACUACACGGGGUUUGGUCUAUCAUUGGCAUUUGGUGGAUCAGGUCUCCUCGUGGCGCUUCUGCUGGAGCUGUCGUAUAUCUAUGGGAACAAGAAGAAGGCCAGGGUUACUGAGGCGGAGAUUAGGGAGCGGUAUACCGACGAUCAGUUGCUGGCUAUGGGCAACAAGUCGCCUCUUUUCAAGUAUACGUUGUAA
Aspergillus lentulus is the source of this 1545-nucleotide messenger RNA. Its product is annotated as putative transporter C1002.16c. Gene Ontology annotation, molecular function: transmembrane transporter activity. Gene Ontology annotation, cellular component: membrane. The record is from RefSeq and is a predicted model, not a curated record. Lineage: Eukaryota; Fungi; Ascomycota; Eurotiomycetes; Eurotiales; Aspergillaceae. Gene Ontology annotation, biological process: transmembrane transport.